AUGAAGGAAUUAAAUUUGUAUCGUUUUAAGGAUAUAAAGCCAGUUGUGAGCGCGAAAGAAUUAGUUGAUGUGGUUUUAUCAAAAACACAAAGAAAAACUCCAACUGAAAUUCACAAAGGAUUUAAAAUAACGAGGAUUAGAAAUUUUUAUAUGAGAAAAGUGAAAAUAUGUCAAGAAUUGUUCAGAGAAAAAUUACAGAAUAUAAUAAAUGAUUUCCCAAAAUUAGAUGAUAUACAUCCUUUUUAUUCAGAUUUAGCAAAUAUAUUAUAUGAUAGAGAUCAUUAUAAAUUAGCUUUAGGUCAGUGUAGUUAUGUAAGUAAAGCUGUUAUAAGAAUAUGCCAUGAUUAUAUAAAAUUAUUAAAAUUUAGUUCAUCCUUAUAUAAAUGUAAGAUGUUAAAAAUAAGUGCGCUUGGUAGAAUGUGUAAAUUAGUAAAAAAAUUACAACCAAGUUUACUUUAUUUAGAAGAAGUGAGGCAGAAUUUAUCUCGAUUGCCUUCUAUUAAUCCACAUAAAAAAACAAUUUUAUUAGCUGGUGCUCCUAAUGUAGGAAAAUCAUCAUUUAUUAAUUUAACAUCAAGAGCUAAUGUUGAAGUCCAACCGUAUUCUUUUACAACCAAAAAUUUAUAUGUUGGACAUUUUGAUUAUAAAUUAAAUAGAUAUCAAAUUAUUGAUACUCCAGGAUUAUUAGAUAGACCUCUAGAAAAUAGAAAUACUAUUGAGAUGACAACUAUUACUGCUCUAGCUCAUAUUAAUGGGGUUAUUUUAUUCAUAAUUGACAUAAGUGAAGAAUGUGGAAUUUCUAUAAAAGAACAAGUAAAUUUAUUUUAUUCUAUAAAGUCUUUAUUUACAAAUAAAUCAAUUGUUAUCGGAUUUAAUAAAAUUGAUAAAGUUAAUGUAGACAACUUAUCUGUAGAUAAUAAAUUGUUAAUUAAACAAAUUGUUGAUAAUAUUACUAGCCCAAUAAAAUUUUGCCCAUUUAGCACUUUAACAGGAGUAGGUGUGGAGGAAGCUAAAAUAGCUGCUUGUGAUCUAUUAAAAAAUGAUCAAGCUUCAUCAAUUUUAUUAGAUCAAGAAAGUUUACUUAAUAAUAAAUUAAAUGAAAAAAAAAUAAAUUUGAAUAGAGCUCCAUAUAUACCUGAUUCAGUUAUUCAAGAAAGAAUAAGAAAAAGAGAAGAACAAGAAAAAAGAGUAGAAAAAAAUUUUACUGAAGAUGCAACAUUAGAAAAAAAAAAUAAUGAUAACGAAAAUGAUGAAGAAAAAAAUGUAGAAGAAAAUACUUUACAUCAGUUAAAAUUAAAAAAAAAAAAUAAAAGCAGACAAAGUUAUUUGAGCAAUAGAACAGAUGAUAGAAUUUUACAGAUUGAUUUGCAAAAUCAAAAUGGUGGUGCUGGUGUUUAUUCAGUUGAUAUUAGAAAAAAUUAUGAUAUAAAAGAGGAAUAUAAAUAUGAUGUAAUACCAGAAAUAUAUAAUGGAAAAAAUAUAAGCGAUUUUGUUGAUAAAGAUAUAGAAGAAAAAUUACUAGAAUUAGAAAAAGAGGAAGAAAGUCUCUUUGAUAAAGAAGUACAGAUAAAUCCACUUUGGUUUAAGACACAAAAAAUUUUACAAAGAAUGGCAUUGAAAUUAAGGGGAUUAAAAAUAAACUCUAAAUUAAAUGAAGAAAAGCAACCAUUAUAUCAUAAGAGAAAUAAAACAAUUGAAGAAAUUGAAAAAAAAUUAGAUGAAUUAAAACUGAACAAAGAAAAAGUUCUUAAAAGUAUGACCGAGAAAUCUAAGAAAAGUAAAACCCCAAAAAAAGAAAAGGUGAAAAAAGAAAUAUUUAAAAAAAAACAAAUUAAAGAUAAUGUAUAUAAUGAUCCAACUAAGAAAUCAAAAAUAUACUUAAGUACAUCAUCUGAGAUACAAAGAGCUAAAGCUUAUAAGUUAAAUAAAAUAGCUUAUAGGAAAAUUGUAAAAGGAAAAAAAGGAGAAGCUGAUAGAUCUAUUCCUUCAAAAAAACCACGACAUUUAUUUUCAGGAAAAAGAACCAUUGGAAAAACAUCAAGAAGAUAA
Messenger RNA from Plasmodium gallinaceum, 2049 nucleotides. RefSeq names its product nucleolar GTP-binding protein 1, putative. Gene Ontology annotation, molecular function: RNA binding; GTP binding; GTPase activity. Gene Ontology annotation, cellular component: nucleolus. The coding region runs from base 1 to 2049 and encodes 682 amino acids. Gene Ontology annotation, biological process: ribosomal large subunit biogenesis. Lineage: Eukaryota; Apicomplexa; Aconoidasida; Haemosporida; Plasmodiidae. The transcript has a single exon. The record is from RefSeq and is a predicted model, not a curated record.